AAACCACCUGUCUUAUGACCGUUAACUUGCCUAGCUUGACAUCGUUGUUCAGCUAUCCACAACAGGAGCUUUGGGGCGUCGUUUUUGUCCUUUUUUAUGCUCUGAACAGGUCUGUUAACCUGUCUGAAGUGACUGGUGGCCGUCCUUUAAUGGGAAUUACCGGCAGGAUGAUUCCUACCGAGGAUGCGUCCGCCAGGAAGAGGGAGAUAGAGGAGAAGCUGAAGCAGGAGCAAGAGACGCUGUCAUUCAUCAGAGAAAACCUGGAGAAGAGUGAUCAGCUGACCAAGGGCAUGGUCUCCAUCCUGUCUUCGUUCGAGAGCCGCCUGAUGCAGCUGGAGAACUCCAUCAUCCCGGUUCACAAACAGACGGAGAACCUGCAGCGCCUGCAGGAGAACGUGGACAAAACUCUGUCCUGCAUGGAUCACGUCAUCAGCUACUACCACGUGGCCAAAGACACCGACAGGAUCAUCAGAGAGGGACCGACAGGCAGACUGGAUGAGUAUCUCGCUUGUAUUGCAAAGAUUCAGAAAGCUGUUGAAUACUUUCAAGACAACAACCCCGACAGCCCCGAACUCAACACAGUGAAAGCACGCUUUGAGAAGGGCAAAGAGCUGCUGGAGGCCGAGUUCCGCAGCCUUCUGACCCGCUACAGUAAACCGGUUCCCCCCAUCCUCAUCCUGGACGCCAUCAGCGUGGAUGACGAGCUGGAGGUGCAGGAGGAGGUGGUGCUCGAACACCUGCCUGAAGCCGUCCUCCAGGACAUCAUCUGCAUCGCGGGCUGGCUGGUGGAAUACGGACGCAACCAAGAUUUCAUGAACGUCUACUACCAGAUCAGGUCCAGCCAGCUGGAUCGCUCCAUCAAAGGCCUGAAGGAUCACUUCCGUAAGAACAGCGCCUCCUCUGGGAUCCUCUACUCGCCCGCCGUCCAAACCAAACGCAAGGACACGCCCACCAAAAAGGCUCCCAAGCGACCAGUCUACAUCCCAGGGACCAUUCGCAAGGCUCAGAACCUUCUGAAACAGUACUCACAGCAUGGGCUGGAUGGGAAAAAGGGGGGCUCUAACCUCACUCCUUUGGAAGGUUACGAUCACGACCUGCGGGUCAAACACCACUCUGACGCCCUGACUGAGAAGCAUGGGGCCGCCGCAGGAAAGGACGAUGUCCUGGACAUCGAGAUCGACUCCUACAUCCACUGUAUCAGUGCCUUCGUCAAGCUGGCCCAGAGCGAGUACGCCCUCCUCACAGAAAUCAUCCCCGAGCACCACCAGAAGAAGACCUUUGACUCCCUCAUUCAGGAGGCGCUGGACAACCUGAUGCUGGAGGGAGACAACAUCGUGUCUGCAGCUCGCAGGGCCAUAAUGCGCCACGACUACUCUGCCGUCCUCACCAUCUUCCCCAUCCUCAGACACCUGAAAAUGAACAAGUCUGAGUUUGACUCAACACUGCAGGGAACAGCAGCGAGCACCAAGAACAAGCUGCCGACACUCAUCACUUCUAUGGAAACUAUUGGAGCCAAAGCUCUGGAGGAGUUUGCAGACAGCAUCAAGAACGACCCUGAUAAGGAGUACAACAUGCCCAAGGAUGGAACAGUCCACGAACUGACCAGCAAUGCCAUCCUGUUCCUGCAGCAGCUGCUGGACUUCCACGAGACAGCCGGAGCCAUGCUGGCCUCACAAGAAACCAGUUCGGCAAGCAGCUACACUUCCGACUUCAACAAAAGGCUCCUCAGCACUUACAUCUGUAAGGUUUUGGGGAACUUGCAGCUCAACCUGCUCAGCAAAUCCAAAGUGUACGAGGAUUCGGCUCUGAGCGCCAUUUUCCUGCACAACAACUACAACUACAUCCUCAAGUCGCUGGAAAAGUCUGAGCUGAUCCAGCUGGUGACUGUGACCCAGAAGAAAGCGGAGAAUUCAUACAGAGAGCUGAUAGAGCAGCAGAUCCAGAUGUACCGGGGCAGCUGGGUGAAAGUCAUCGAGCACCUGACAGACAGGAACAUGCCCGUCUUCCAACCUGGCACCAAGCUGAAAGAUAAAGAGCGGCAAGUAAUCAAAGACAAAUUCAAGGGUUUUAAUGACGGGUUGGAGGAGUUGUGUAAGAUCCAGAAGGGUUGGGCCAUCCCGGACAAAGAGCAACGAGACUUCAUCCGUCAGGCUCAGAAGAAAGUGGUGUCUGAUGCUUACAGGGCGUUCCUGCACAGAUGCGCCAACAUCUCUUUCACCAAGAACCCCGAGAAGUAUCACAAGUAUCGACCGGAGGAAGUGGAGGAGAUGAUUGAAAAGUUGUUCGAUACGUCCGCCUGAGCUGCACUUUGAUCAGACCCAAACUCAUGUUCUCCACCUCCACCUCCCCCUCCCGUACAAAACACAAGCUCCUUUAACAACAGAGACGCUCUCCUCACUCACACUACUGUUAACCCUCGUCGUGUCUGAUUAAUGUUUUGUACAAAGAUAUGAACAUGAUGUAUUUAUGUAAUUUAGCCGUUCCAGAUUAACAUUUCAAAAAAAAUAAAUAA
Molecule: messenger RNA, 2512 nt
Organism: Thunnus maccoyii (southern bluefin tuna)
Lineage: Eukaryota; Metazoa; Chordata; Actinopteri; Scombriformes; Scombridae
Gene: exoc7
Product: exocyst complex component 7
Exons: 20
Coding region: 15-2300 (761 amino acids)
Biological process (GO): exocytosis
Cellular component (GO): exocyst
Molecular function (GO): phosphatidylinositol-4,5-bisphosphate binding
Source: RefSeq, a predicted model, not a curated record